Messenger RNA from Anopheles moucheti, 6695 nucleotides. RefSeq names its product myosin-IIIb-like. The transcript is spliced from 13 exons. Bases 1 to 5808 code for a protein of 1935 amino acids. Gene Ontology annotation, molecular function: protein kinase activity; protein binding; cytoskeletal motor activity. NCBI's taxonomy places the organism in Eukaryota, Metazoa, Arthropoda, Insecta, Diptera, Culicidae. Gene Ontology annotation, cellular component: myosin complex. The record is from RefSeq and is a predicted model, not a curated record. Gene Ontology annotation, biological process: protein phosphorylation.
AUGAGUGGCAAUGGGACGAACGUGCGUGGAAGGCGCGAUCGUUCCAACAACGUACAGAAAUCGACGGGCGGCGACCCACUGCGGAUAAUUCAAAACAAGCUCGAAAUGUCACCUCGCAAUUGGAAUAUGGCAUACAAUGGACUAUCGCAGCAUGUGGACUUCAGCAGAUUGCCGAGCCCGAACGAGCGGUUCGAGCUGCUGGACCUGAUCGGCGAGGGCACCUACGGUGAGGUCUACAGUGCGAAGGACAAACACACCGGACGGAAGUAUGCGGUCAAGAUCUUGGAGAGCAUCGCGGAUAAUAUCGAGGAGAUCGAGGAGGAGUAUCUGGUGCUGCGCGAUCUCUCGAAGCAUCCCAACAUACCCGACUUUGCCGGGCUGUUCCUGAAGCGUGGCACCACCGUCGAGGAUGACCAGCUGUGGUUCGUGCUGGAGCUAUGCACUGGAGGCUCCGUGACGGAUCUGGUUCAAGGUCUGCGCAGUCGCGGAUCACGCCUGUCCAACAAUCAGAUCGCGUACAUACUGCGGGAAACGGUACAGGCGCUAGUGUUUCUGCACGAAAACCACUGCAUGCAUCGGGACAUCAAGGGCCACAACAUACUGCUGACGGAGACGGGCCAUGUGAAGCUGGUAGACUUCGGUGUGAGUUCGCAUCUUGCUGCGACGAUGGCACGGCGUAAUACAAGCGUCGGCACACCGUACUGGAUGGCACCGGAAGUGAUCGCUUGCGAACAGCAGCUAGACCAAUCGUAUGACUCCCGGUGUGAUGUGUGGUCGGUCGGAAUCACGGCAAUCGAGCUGGCGGAAGGUGAUCCGCCACUGUGCGAACUCCAUCCGAUGCGGGCUCUGUUUCAGAUCCCUCGUAACCCACCACCGAAACUAGCCCAUCCGGAACAGUACUCGUCGAUGCUGUCCGACUUUAUCUCGGAGUGUCUCGUGAAGGAUCUAGAGCAGCGCCCGUUCUCCAAGGAAUUAAUCACCCAUCCGUUCCUGAAGAGCGUUGGUCCGUAUGUGGAUCAGAUACGGCAAGAUCUGCGGUCGGAGAUUGCGCGCCAGCGGGAGGAUGGUCGGGCACCGAGUCAAGCGAUAGCUACCACCAAGUACGGCAAGCUGAAGUCGGACCGUAAAUCGAAGCCACAGAAAAUGUACAUGGACGACCUAGCGGCGUUGGAUGUGCUGACGGAGGAUGCAAUUGUGGAGCAGCUGCAGAAGCGCUACGAAACGAAUCAGAUCUACACCUAUAUAGGGGAUAUAUUGAUCGCGGUCAAUCCCUUCAGCCAGGUGGGUCUGUAUACAACACAGCAUCAGCGCAAGUAUACCGGACAGGCGCGAUCGGACAAUCCACCUCACAUCUUCGCAAUAGCGGAUGCCGCUCACCAGGCGUUAGUGCAUCAGCGCCAAAACCAGGCGAUCGUGAUAUCAGGCGAGAGUGGGUCCGGUAAGACGGAGAGCGCCAACUUAUUGCUGAAGCAGCUCGUUUACCUCGGCAAAGCGGUUACCAAGAACUUGGAGGAGCGUAUCCUGCAAGUCAACCCAAUCAUGGAAGCAUUCGGAAAUGCGCGAACCGGUAUCAACGCCAACAGCUCUCGGUUCGGUAAAUAUCUGGAGCUGACAAUGGCCCGAAGCGGCAAGGUGAAUGGAGCACGCAUCUUCGUCUAUCUGCUGGAGCAGAGUCGUGUCGUGAAGCAGGCUGAAGGAGAAGGCAACUUCCACGUAUUUUACUACAUGUACGACGGGUUGCAGGCUGUGGGACGGCUGGAGGAGUACUAUCUGCACCCAUCGUACCGGAAGACUCACCGUUAUCUACAGGAGACGGUAACGCUGCCGAAAACGAACGUGGAUCGGUGGAAGCAGCUGUUGGCGAGCUUCCGUGUGUUGGGUUUCAAGGACGACGAGGUGGAUAUGGUGAACCGGGUGUUGGCCGCCAUACUGAACCUCGGUGAUAUUGAGUUUGGCGAGAUGGAUGCCAACGACAAUACGGACAGUCGGGCGCGAGUCAUCGAUGUGGCUCCCAUGCACCGGGUGUCGAAGUUGCUUGGCGUUGAUUCGGCCGAUCUGCUGGAGGCGCUCUCGUCCAACUCGGUCGUAACUCGGGGCGAGACGAUCACGCGACACAAUAACGUGGCGGAAGCUUGUACGGCCCGUGAUGCUAUGGCGAAAGGAUUAUACGGUCGAUUGUUUGAUUGGAUGGUCAAUCAGAUCAAUCUGCUGCUGGUGCCCAACAGAAAUAGCAGCAGCCCGGAACAGUUAGCAAUUGGUUUGUUGGAUAUUUUUGGGUUCGAAAACUUCAGCAAGAACUCCUUUGAGCAACUGUGCAUUAAUAUCGCCAAUGAACAGAUACAGUACUACUUCAAUCAGCACAUUUUUACUUGGGAGCAACAGGAAUACAUGGCAGAGGGUAUACCGGUGGACUUGGUGGAGUUUGCCGAUAAUCGUCCCGUGCUGGAUAUGUUGCUGAGCCGACCGCUAGGACUGCUGGCGUUGCUGGACGAGGAGUCACGUUUUCCGCGCUCAACGGAUCGAUCAUUGAUUGAAAAAUUCCACAACAACGUGAAGUCCAAGUUCUACCAGCGUCCCAAAUCCGAUGCCGUCUGCUUCGCCAUCCACCACUUUGCCGGCCGGGUGGUAUAUCAGGCGGACGGAUUCCUGGAGAAGAAUCGCAACUUCCUCCCGGCGGAGAUCAUACAGCUGAUACGGCAAAGCCAGUACGACAUGAUACGCUUCCUGUUCCAGUGUCCGAUCACAAAGACGGGCAACCUGUACUCGGCGAUUCAGGACACCGGUUCGCGCCAGAAUGUGCCGAGCUUCAUCAAGGUGGACACGAAGGAGAAGUUCAACUCGCGCGGGCUGGCAUCGCAGUCCCGGGCCCAGCAAACGGUGGCCACCUACUUCCGGUACUCGCUGAUGGAUCUGUUGCAAAAGAUGGUUACCGGUACGCCGCAGUUCAUACGCUGCAUCAAACCGAACGAACAGAAGGCCGCCAAAUCGUUUGAUGCGGCGAAGGUGUUGAAGCAGCUGCGAUAUACCGGCGUGCUGGAGACGAUCCGGAUACGGCAGCAUGGGUUCAGCCAUCGAUUUACGUUCGCGGACUUCUUGCGAAAGUACUGCUUCCUGGCGUACAGUUUCGAGGAACGUGUCGUGUCGAACCGGGAAUCCUGUCGCUUGCUGUUGGUGCGCCUAAAGAUGGACGGAUGGGCACUGGGCAAGUCGAAGGUGUUCCUCAAGUACUAUCACGUGGAAUAUCUGUCAAAGUUGUACGAGGAACAUGUACGAAAGAUAAUUUUGGUGCAGGCUUGUGUAAGACGUUGGCUAGCAAAGGCUCAGUACAAGCGAGAGAAGCAACGCGUCGCGCUGAGUGCAGUCACGUUGCAGAAGCACGUCCGUGGAUGGUUAACGCGACGCCGGAUGCGAAUACUGAAGGAGAAACAGGAGCGAGAGCGGGAACGUUUGGAGCAGGAAAGGCUCGAAAAGGAACGUUUGGCAAAGGAGAAGAAGAACAACGAGCAAAACAAGGCCAAACAGGCACUGGCGAAGGCGAAGCUCAUACAUCAGCUGUCGAACCACCAGCUGGAGGCGAAACACAUCCACGAGAAGCGCGGCGUGGACAUGAACAACAAGGAAAACGAGCGGGCCGCCAUCGUCAUCCAGAGCUACUAUCGCGGGUACACCAUCCGGAAGAUGCGCAUGACGCCGGAAAUCGAAGCGAAAACGAAAUACAUCCUGGGCAUCGCGAAGAACCGCGUGGAAGCGCAACGGAUGAUGCAGAAGGAGGGCUUCACGAAGGAGGACGCGGCCCGUAUCAUACAGCGCUACUACCGCACCCAGAAGAGCAAACAUCACAGCAACAAUCGGGAUGCGAUGGCGGCAGCGGUGGCAGCGGCGGCGGCGUCGGCAGCACCCCGGAAGGGACCGGCACCGCAGCCACAGCCGAAACCGCUCACCACGAAGGACCAGCAGAUGGAUCUGAUCGCGUUCUCGCAGAACGUGCACCUGCUCAACCAGGAGGUGCACAAGAACCUGCGCGUGAACAAGGCGGGCGUACCGCUGGAAGCGAUCGAGAAGCUGCCGAACGAUUACCGGCGGCCACCUGGGUUCGUGCUGGUGCCGGGACUGCUUGGUACCGUACCGGGCGGUGACUGUGCGAAGUAUAGCUCGCUGCGCAGCAUGGACUGUGACCACGAGAUGACCAAGGAACUGAUACAAAGAAGUCCACCGCCCGCAGCAGACUUUGACGACAUCUCCCCGUGGGAUAUGCCGUUCUACGAGGUGGAACGCAACCUGCGCUCGCAAAGGCAGCGAAAUAUGCAGCAACCGCCACAGCGCAUUGACAUCAACCGGAACGACAUCCUAGGUGAGCGCAAGAUGGAGCUAGGCGAUCGUAAACAGCAGCUCUCCAGCAACUGGCACCAGGCAUUCCAGGUGACGGACGGAACGCCACAGGACAAGUUCAAGGGUCUUGCAAGAUCUCCUCAAAAUCAAAACGAGCCGGCCCAUAUACGCAGCAUUCCAGCGUUCAGCUAUCUCAAUCCGAACAACCAGCAGAUCCUACGCUACUCACCAAACCAACAGCGCGACCCAUCCGGCGAACCCACCAAUCCACCCCAUUCGAGCCCGGUUCGCCAGUCGCCGGUUGAGCCGGCACGUGAACCAUCCACGCCACCGUCCCGGCUCGGGCUGCUCGGUCUCGGUGGUGGUGGUGGGGCGGCCGGCAAGAAGGCGGCCAAAGCAGAGCUGAAAGCGCGCGAGAAGGAAAACAAGGAGCGCAAAAAGCGCGAAAAGAAGGCCAAAAAGGAGAAGGAAAAGGCGGCCGCUAAUGGACUCACGCCAUCGUCCACCUCGUCGUCGGGUGGGUCCGCCCUGUCGAGCGGUGCCUCUUCCGGCGAGAAGCAGCGCAAGGAACCGGCCGGCAGGAAGAAGCGUUCCGAUCAAUCGUCGAAAGAUUCGCAACCGGUAAGCCGGUUUGCGGGCGUGGACGACCAAUCGCUGCACGAGUAUCAUCAGCAGCAGCUCCAGCAGCAACAGCAGCAGCUGCAACAAGUACCGCAAAAGCGCUUGAUAGAGCAUCACGAGUAUCAGAAUAUUUCGGAGGAAACGAAAAUCGAUAGUAAGAGUCCGGUGAUGCGAAUGUUCGGUGAUACGAACUUCCUGGUGAACCAUCGGCGCAAGGCGGCUGAGCAGAAGCAGCAACAACUGGCACAGCUGCAGCAGGUCCAGCAAUACCAGAAGCAACAGCUACAGCAGCAGCAAAAAGCUCGCCAGCAGCAGCAACAACAACAGCAUCACCAUCAACAUCUUCCACAAAACAACGAACGAUCUGGCUGGCGUCAGCCGGAGCUGAACUGUGGGCAGGGCGUUUGCGAGCUGUUGAACGGUGUGUACCGGUUCAGCCCGCACGUUACCUCCUUCGCCCAGAUGGAUUCCAAAAGCGCGGGCAGCCUGUCGGACGACCGGUCCACGCUGGACAAGGAUUACCAAAACUUCAAUGUUUCCAAGUACCUGAACAUCGACGUGAAGGGCCCGGUUCAUCACCAGCGCGAGCGGGCUCGGGACAGCGGUGUCCACGAGCGGGACGUUAGCUCGAACAGUUCCAGCCUGAGCACGGGCAGCAGCGGCAUGAACUCGCUAAAUUCGUUCGAUUCCGUUGAGCAGGCUAUCAUCUUCCAGAAGGACCGGAACGCCGACUCGUACCUCGGUCCGUUCAACUUCCGCCAGCUGCUCCGGCCAACGCAGGGCCCGACCGAGUCGCUCCGCAAGCGAAAGGGCAUUAAUCCACCGUCACCACCGCCACCGCAGCGGGGCAAAAGUUAAGCGAAGCCAACCGUCACAGCUCGGUCCCGGGGUCCCCGUCCAUCGCCGCGAGUUUGACCGGGCCCGAGUGAAGCAGAUUGCCUACAUUUGGGCGGCAAAGCCGUAAGUGAAAUGCAACGAACCAAAGAACCAAAACGAGAGCCAGCUCCAGAGCUCGGUGUAGUGAGCUUUUGCCGGGUGUGGGAGAUUCCGGAUAUCCGGCUGCCUCGUUACUUUAUACGGUAGUUAAGCAACGCCCUCCCCCCAGAAGGAGUUAGAUUGUGCUGCCUUUCGGCAAGCACCACAAACCACGGGCUGCAUGUUCGAAUAAUGCGAAGCAAAAGUUUGACUAUCGAUUUGUGGUCCACCGACAUGGAAAGCAAUUACUUGGCGGUCUAGACGACUUUUACCAUAGUUUAAAGACGACCGUAAAUUCCUCAACAAUACGAAGGAAACAUUACGCCAGGGUAUCGCAAAGAAUAGCAAUCCAUCCACGAAAAGCAACAGUUUCUUCACGCGAUUUGCCCUUGCGGAAAGGUAAUUUAUUUAUCGCACGUUACCCGCAACCUUAUCUGUUCCCGUUUCCAGUCACUUGAUUAUUCGUGCUAAAGAAUCCACCAGACUGGAGCGGGAAAAAAGAAUAAAAUUACAUUUACGAAUAAGCAAUUUGAAACUCUCUGUUGGACCACACUGGAACAAACAUUGCGCUGAGAGAAUUUGCGCGAACUGAAGGCAUGCACCGCACCGAACGGAAAAGAUGUAAAGCGAACCACAAAAGCAAAGCAAAGCAAAACCGAAACCGUUUCACUCAAUUGAGUAAGCGGCGGCUCGGACCGUGGUUGAAAGUUGGUUAAGUUAGCAGAUAGUCGAUAACAGUACAAUUCAAUGAGGUAGAAAGAAGAUAAAUU